Colletotrichum destructivum is the source of this 1707-nucleotide messenger RNA. Its product is annotated as Putative AMP-dependent synthetase/ligase domain, AMP-binding, AMP-binding enzyme domain, ANL. Gene Ontology annotation, biological process: fatty acid metabolic process. Gene Ontology annotation, molecular function: medium-chain fatty acid-CoA ligase activity. The record is from RefSeq and is a predicted model, not a curated record. NCBI's taxonomy places the organism in Eukaryota, Fungi, Ascomycota, Sordariomycetes, Glomerellales, Glomerellaceae. The transcript is spliced from 5 exons. The coding region runs from base 1 to 1707 and encodes 568 amino acids.
AUGGCUUUCGACAAGGCGUCUUUUGCAGACUCGCAGUCUCGACAGCUCUCCAUUGUCCAUGGACCAACCUCUCCACCUCUCUUCUUGAAGCCACUUGGAUCUCUUAUCGAGGAUCAGGCGAAAAAAUAUGCGAACCGCCCCGCGCUCGUGGUUCCGUGGCAAUCCACCCGGUUGACCUAUCGUGAGCUCGCGGAUCGGAGCAAAGUUACGGCUAAAGCGAUGCUUGAAGUCGGCCUGCAUCAUGGAGACUGUGUUGGCAUCAUCGCAGGGAACUGCUAUCAGUACAUUGAGAUUUUCCUGGGGGCCUCUCGCAUCGGUUGCCCCUUUGUCGUUUUGAACAACGCGUACUCCCCCGAGGAACUGAAAAAUGCCGUGGCUUCCAGCGAUUGCAGGCUUCUUUUCAUUGCUUCUCAAAUUGGACCAAAGGUGUUGUCGCCGCAUUUGCAAGCAGUACUUGACGUCCCGCCGCAAAACUCCCGGCUCAAGCAGAUUGUCUGUCUACAAAAGUUCGACAACCCUAGCCAAGGGGUCAUAUGCGAGUCUUACAAUGCUUUUUUCAACCGGGGCCAGUCGAUCUUCAUGAACGAUUCAGUCUUGAAGAGAGCCGCACGAAAAGUUCGUGCAUCGGAUGUGCUCAAUCUGCAGUUUACAUCUGGCACCACUGGAUUUCCCAAGGCCUCAGCACUCACACACAUAAACCUGAUAAACGAUGCCAUGUUUGUAGGGGACGCAAUGCGUUUGACGGAAGUGGACAUCGUCUGCUCACCCCCGCCGUUGUUCCACUGCUUCGGGCUCGUUUUGGGAUUCCUCUCGUCUUUCUGCCACGGCAGCUCCAUCGUGCUCCCCUCGGACAAUUUUGACGCUCGGAAAGCACUGCUUGCGGUAGUGCAGGAGAGAGCGACCGCCCUAUUGGGGGUCCCGACAAUGUUUCUUUCCGAGUUGGAGGAGCUCGAUAGGUUGACACUCACCAUAACCACGCUUCGAACCGGUAUUAUCUCGGGCUCUUCCGUGCCAUCGACCUUGAUGCAGACUCUGCGUGAGAGAAUGAAGAUUGAAGAUCUGCUGAUUGCCUAUGGAAUGACGGAAACCAGUCCGGUGACGUUCAUUACCGCUGUCGAAGACUCCCAUAGGAAGAGGGUCACUUCCAUAGGCAGGGUACUUCCUCAUUCGGCGGCAAAAAUUGUAGAUUCUUCGGGCAACAUUUUGCCACGGGGUUCUCGCGGCGAGCUGUGCACUAGCGGCUUUGCGCUUCAAAAGGGCUACUGGAAAGACACGGAGAAGACAAAGGAAGCAAUGCGGCAGGACGAAAACGGAGUGACCUGGAUGCACACGGGCGACGAAGGGUUCAUCGACGAAGAAGGCUACGGGAACAUCACCGGACGCAUCAAAGACCUGAUCAUUCGAGGCAACCACCCGGCCAUCGUCGAGUGCUGCGUCGUCGGCCUCGAGCACAAGAAGUAUGGCGAAGUGGUCGCGAGCUUCCUACGGGCAGCGGAGAAUACAGCGCCGCUCAGCGACGUCGAGGUGCGGUCGUGGGUGACAGACAAGCUGGGGAGGAUCAAGGCACCAAGCCACGUUUUCUGGAUCGGGAAUGCUGACGUGGGAAGCGCCUUGCCGAAGACCGCCAGCGGGAAAUACCAGAAGCAUCUUGUACGGACCAAAGGGAACGCGUUGCUGAAGCGGUCCGGAAUCCAAGCGAAGUUGUAA